AUGAAAUUAUAUAUUAUUUUAACUAUUUUAUUAUUUACCAAUUUCUGUUUGUUUGUAAAUUCAGCAACUUUUAAAAAUGACAAGUUCUAUAGAAUUACCAAAUGCGAUCCAAAUCAAAAGUGUAAAUACACGUUUAGUUUGGUAGGUGGAGAAAAUCUGGGAUCAGACGGAGAAAGUGGCUCAGGUAAAAUCCACGCAGACUCUAUCAAAUUCGAUGAUUCAUUCAACGAUACUUUUAGAACUGCCCGCCAACUAGAUGAAUUACUAGACACACCGGAGACACUUGUUGUACGUGGCGUCUUCACCAAACAACUCAGAAGCUAUUCAUUCACAAUAGUCGAUCUCUUCAAGGAGUUGCCACUUCCCGAUUCAUCGGCAGCUCCACCAGCAACUGGAAAACUCUACUACCUCCAAUCGAAUGUAUUACUAUGUCGAUUUGGAAACUGUGGAUCAAUGGAUGCCGUCAAUGUCAAUGAUAAAGACGAUGUGGUUGCAGUGAAAGAUUUGUCCGAUCCCUAUGUAACGAUCGAGGGUUUCGAUGGCAUUUGGUAUCGUGAUGCACUCACCGAUCGUCGUAUAAUGAUACAGAUCGAGCCAAACACCAAUAUCAAAGUGGUGAGAUCGUAUGCACAGAUUGUAACUGGUCAUGCUUGUCGUGUUUCCGGUAACCUCAUGUGCAGAUCCGACCAAACACCGGUCUAUAAACGUGAUGAAUACCUUUGUACACAUCCAGAUGGCUGUGUAGAUUCACCAAAGUCAUGUGACGUUUCUACUCUCCAAUGUCCAGCUGGAUACAAGCAUAUUUCUAUUCCAAUGAGACCAACUGGUUGCAAAGUAAACUAUUGUGAUCCACCAUUCUUACAUUGA
Heterostelium album PN500 is the source of this 867-nucleotide messenger RNA. RefSeq lists its product as uncharacterized. The coding region runs from base 1 to 867 and encodes 288 amino acids. The transcript has a single exon. NCBI's taxonomy places the organism in Eukaryota, Evosea, Eumycetozoa, Acytosteliales, Acytosteliaceae. The record is from RefSeq and is a predicted model, not a curated record.